Molecule: messenger RNA, 1915 nt
Organism: Daphnia pulex (common water flea)
Lineage: Eukaryota; Metazoa; Arthropoda; Branchiopoda; Diplostraca; Daphniidae
Exons: 3
Coding region: 1009-1260 (83 amino acids)
Source: RefSeq, a predicted model, not a curated record
ACCCGUCAUGAAAGAUUAUUGCUGUUGCCGGGAACAAAGAAAGAGAACGCUGGCUGUUUGUUAUCCUCUAACGAAGGGCUGGAACUCACGCUGCAGCAUCGCAAAUCCCCCCUCCGCCCUUAUUGAUGUUGGAGGCUCAUUAGAACGGAUGGAUCGUCAAGUCGUUGUUGUGUUCCCCAACCGUCGGAGUAGCCCUAUAUUGACAUUCUUAUUCCUUUUUUUCUUUUCUAGAUUUUAGUUAAUACUCUUCUUUUGUCACAUCUUGCCUUUUAAAUUUAGACGCCAAAACUCAUCGACAAGACUUUUGAACUUGUCUGUAGAGCGCCAAAUGUCUUUUCUCUCUCUCUUUCAUCUCCAAAGUUUUUCGGAGCAGUCGGUUGGCUAUGUACUACUUUGUGCAUUCGCCAUCUUUGUCGGCGGAUGGUCGUCGUCGAGGACGUUAUCGAGUUCCGCCGAAGAGGUUUCUAUGUGCAUGUGUCCAACGCCGUCCGUAUUUUCCCUUUUCAUCCGCUUUUGAAGCCGACAAAAAGGAAAAAGAGAUGGUGGGGGGAGAGACAGAGAGAUCCGAAUGUGUGCGCGCGCUUGAUGCCAACCUCGACGUCGGGAGGCUCGACUGGCGUCUCCAUCCGAAUAGCUGUCAGACGUCGAGCGUCUUUGUGAGGUGGUUGUUGCUGUUGCUGUCGUCGAUCCCUUUUCCUAUAUAUCUUUGAUAGCAUUAUAUAUCUUUUCCCUUAUAAAUUAUUUCUUGUCGUCGUUGUUUUUUCAUCGGUGAAAGAUAACAAGAUUAUUUGGUUUUUCCUCCCCCUCCCCAUCCGUCGUGUGAAAAUUCCGCAGCUGUAAAUUUUCUGCCGGAAUUCGAUUACGUUUUCGAAAAAAAAGAGAGACGCUUUUUGGGUUAUUGUUGGUUCUCUUUUUGAUUGCGGAGAGUUGGAGCGUGUGAUUGAGUGAUUGGUUGAGUAUUGAAAAAGUAAUUAAAAGAUAGACUGUGGGGGUGCCGCCAGCAGCAGGAUGGAUGGUCGAUUAUGGAUGUUGACCGUCUUCUUGAUGAUGGUGGUCGUGUUUCCAGCCGCAACGUCCGCUCUGAGAUGUCUCAACUGCAAGGGCUGUUCCAAAUUCGAAGAUAGUCAAGCGGUGACUUGUCCCUCUUCGGCCGACAGAUGUCUGAAAUUGCACCUGCCUUCGGGCCUAAUCAACCGCGAAUGCGGCGAUGAGAAAACCUGCGUCGACACAGACGAUAUGGCAUCCACAGCCAGUGUAUAAAUAAAUGAAAGUAGGGCACAGGGGUUAGAUUUCUGCAUGCGAUUAGACCACGAAGAUCCCAGCUCCUCUCUCCCGGUAGGUUAUAUAGAGGGGCUGUUUAUUAUCAUUCCUUUGCGUGAUAACAGAAGAAGGGGGGGGGGAGGGGAUCAGCUCUCUUCUGUAUAAUAACACACUUUCACUUUGCCAAACCGAAAAAAGAAAUACGCAAGCAUCUGUGUGUGUGUCUCCAUAUGUCGCCGUCUUCGUGACUAUUCACUCGAAUGCCCUUCUUCUUCUCAACUCCAUUUCCCAUCGUGAAUAUAAUCACACAAUAGACCCUCCCCGUUUUCUCGUCGUCUCCAGUUGACUUUUCUUCUUCUUCUUCUUGUUCACGAAGCGCAUUUUUUGUUCUCUCGGUCGCGGGAGAGAAAUUUGGCUUGCAAAUUUUCGAAAUGCUUUUGAUGCCAGACACAAUCGAGGAAAAGGGCUGGCAAAAGGAAGGGAAAUGAAAAAACAUGGCGGUGGCCACACUUAAUCUUCAUGUGUUUUGUGUGAGAUUUGGCAUUUAUUUUUACUUAUAUACUGACGAGUGGUUUGAUGGAAUCCUGUUGUUUAUUCCCGUUAUACCCCGCACACACGCUGCUGCUCAUUUCUGAUCUGAACCGAAAAUAAUUGA